Messenger RNA from Sinocyclocheilus grahami, 2395 nucleotides. RefSeq names its product ring finger protein 130 (gene rnf130). The record is from RefSeq and is a predicted model, not a curated record. The transcript has 8 exons. The coding region runs from base 18 to 1304 and encodes 428 amino acids. Lineage: Eukaryota; Metazoa; Chordata; Actinopteri; Cypriniformes; Cyprinidae.
UGAAGACAUUGCCGAAGAUGCUGAAGAGAUUGGCCGCGCCGGCGUCAUGCAGCAGCUGCCUUCUUGCCUUCCUCCUCGCCUUCGUCUCGCCCAGGUGUACGCUGUCUAUCGGUGCCGACAAAACUAUGGUGAACAAGGAGGAUUAUUAUAGCGCCACGGUCAACGCCACCGUUCUGAACCAUAAAGGCAAUCCUCAACAGAUGGUGACGAAGAAUGACGGGCGCUACGGGCAGAAUUCCCCCAAAACAGAGGCGAAGGGGAUCGUGAUAGCACCUGCUGCUGUUAAUGGGGCAGUGGAUUUGCAAGGCUGCAGUCCACACACCCGGUUCAUAGUCCCUCCGAAAAACACACACUGGGUGGCCAUUAUGCAGAGAGGGAAGUGCACCUUCAAGGAGAAGAUCCUUAAUGCAGCUGCUUUCAAUGCCUCGGCUGUCAUUAUCUACAAUAACAGCACCAAAGAGGACACAGUCACGAUGGCUCAUGAAGGCACUGGAGACAUAGUGGCGGUAAUGAUCACAGAGUCCUUUGGAAAGGAUAUUCUGGGAUUCCUGGAGAAGAACCAGACUGUGUUGGUGUCCGUGAUGGUUGGGUCACGAGGACUGCCCAAGAACAUCAACCGUGGCUCCUUGGUCUUUGUCUCCAUCUCCUUUAUCGUGUUGAUGAUUAUCUCCUCUGCUUGGCUGAUCUUCUACUUCAUCCAGAAGAUCAGAGACACCAGCGCACGGGACCGCAGCCAGCGACGGCUGGGAGAUGCUGCCAAGAAGGCCAUUAGCAAGCUGACUACCAGGACAGUAAAAAGAGGGGACAAGGAAACAGAGCCAGAUUUUAAUCAUUGUGCAGUGUGCAUUGAAGGUUAUCAGCUAAACGAUGUGGUCCGGAUCCUACCCUGCAAGCACGUCUUCCAUAAAAUGUGUGUGGAUCCGUGGCUAAAUGAGCACUGCACCUGUCCAAUGUGUAAACUCAACAUCCUCAAAGCUCUGGGAGUUAUGCCCAACCUGCCCUGCGUGGACAACAUGGCUUUUGACAUGGAUCGGAUGUCCCGCAGUCAGACUUCCAGCCAGAGGACAGCGCUGGUGGACUUGUCCUCUGAGACCAGCAUCAGUCUGGAGCCUCUACGCCACUCCAGUUCCUCCCAGCUUCCCUCCGACGAAGAGCUCAUUCCUCGCUCCGGAGAGAUCAACAUUGCUGUCACUAGUGGUCAUUUCUUCAACCGUAAUUCUGUGUCUCCGCGCAGCGUCGUCUGUGAGAUGGAGCUUCCAGACAUUCAGGCGUCGCUGGACAUGUACGACGACAACAAAUCCUGAGGACACGCACCUCAUCCUCCUCCAGCCCAUUCCUCCAUCAUCCUCUCCCCGACCCCAGAUUGCGGGGAACAACAUUUAUGAGUGUGAAACAGAGUACUGACAGUGAGCACACUGACUCUGGCGAUAAACUCUACCACUGUAGAAUGAUCUUCAGAGCGAUCAAGUGGACGUGAUUGGACUAUUGCACCAUCAUCAGCCUCCUUAGACUUUUACACUUACUUUUUGAAAGACUAUUUCAAAAGAUAUCUUUUCACAGAUGGCUGUGGGAAGUACCUCUUAGUUCAUUUCUCCGGUCUCCUCGGUUAUCCACAAAUGUUGUUGUGUAUGUAAUUUGCUGACCGUUUUUAAGUUCCCAUGCUUAAUAUUGUUCCAGAUGGGGAAAGCUCUUCUCUCGUGGACAGUCGUGAAAGCAGGAUCGGAAACUGAGCCUUUAUAGAAGAGCUGUCUGCUUUGUAUCUCUGCUUUUGUAGCGAAACAAGAUGCAAACGAACUCGUCCUUCAUAUGCUGAAAUGCUGCAGCUUCACGUUUAGUGCUGGCCCGUUAGCACUCGAAACUCCUCGACAAAUCACCGUUACUUCCUUGUAGAAAUAUAUACAGUAUUUCUCUGUACAUAGAAUGAAAAUGUUUUAAACAUGUAUUUAAAGAAAAUCCUAUGGAAUACCUACAGCGAAUACUAAUCAGUUCCAAGCAAGGGGACCUAAUAUAUAUAUGAAUAUAUACAGUAUUUGCAUAUAAUAAUUCAUAUAUAUCUCUCUCUCUCUCUCUCAUUCUCUCUCUCUCAAGUGGCCUCUUAGCACAGUUUGUCUUUCCUGGAUCUUGUCCGUGCACAAGAGUGUCUGUCUCUUUUGCGUUCUCGUUUUCGUAACCAGUUUUUGGGGGAUGGCAUUGUGACCAUGCUGGCCUGCACUCACAGAGAUCGUUGUGCUGAUUCUGCAUCAGUUUUGUUUUCUGUCAUAUGUGGUUGCAGUCAGGACAGGGCUGAAGCUCUACUCUGAGACACUCAGUGAGUAAAGGCUCUGCUUUAAUGUGGGUCAUGAUAUGGGCUACCUAUGUUACAUACUGCCUCAGCAUUAAACUUGUCAUAAUUGCC